Messenger RNA from Trifolium pratense (red clover), 624 nucleotides. RefSeq names its product putative F-box/LRR-repeat protein 23. The record is from RefSeq and is a predicted model, not a curated record. Gene Ontology annotation, molecular function: protein binding. NCBI's taxonomy places the organism in Eukaryota, Viridiplantae, Streptophyta, Magnoliopsida, Fabales, Fabaceae. The transcript has 2 exons. The annotation marks the transcript as partial.
UUUGUUACUGAUGAACUAAUCAAACUCUUAGCUGACAGAACUAGGAAUCUGCGGCGCAUUCGCAUCUCAAAAUGCCCAAAAAUUACAGAUGAAGUAUUUAGUGAAGCUGUAAAAAAGUUUUCACUAUUAGAGGAGCUCGAACUUUCAUUCAACGACGAAUUAACCAAGGAUUCUCUUGAAGCAAUCGGCCAAAACUGUCCUCUUUUAAAGACACUGAAAUUCAACCAACCAUACAAAGGCAUUAAUUGUAGGUCAUACAAAGGUUACAAAAGCAACAAAGAAGCACUCGCUAUUGCAAAAACAAUGCCCGGACUACGACAGCUUGAGCUUUGGGGAAAUAAGCUUACCAAUGAUGGCUUAGUUGCUAUUCUUGAUGGUUGUCCUUACCUUGAAUCUCUUGAUAUUCGUAUGUGUUACAAUCUAGUUUUGAACGAAAAUUUGGCGAAAAGGUGUUAUGAGAAUAUUAAAAAUUUUAGGUAUCCUAAUGAAUAUAUAGACGAACAUGAUGAUGACGACGACGAUGAUGAUUUUACUUAUGAGUUUUAUUGUGAAUGUAUUUUCAGAGGAAGCAAAGGAAUGAAGGGGAGGAAGAUCAAAUAUGUGGAUUUUUAUAAGUUUCAUUAA